Molecule: messenger RNA, 2719 nt
Organism: Conger conger (European conger)
Lineage: Eukaryota; Metazoa; Chordata; Actinopteri; Anguilliformes; Congridae
Gene: armc2
Product: armadillo repeat containing 2
Exons: 17
Coding region: 69-2570 (833 amino acids)
Biological process (GO): cilium organization; sperm axoneme assembly
Molecular function (GO): protein binding
Source: RefSeq, a predicted model, not a curated record
CUUUGGUUGGGAAAUCAUGGGAUACGUUUAACGUCGUCCAACUCUGCUGACCUCGGAACUCGUAUACGAUGUCUUCUGUGGAGAAAAAAUGCGACAAACGCGAGCCUUUUUACCUGAGCCCGUGUCCGAAAAGCAAGACGAGCGCCGAGAUUAUAAACGAAGCGCGGAGGUCCCUCAGGGUGGUCAGCACCCGCAGGCCCUUCACGCCAAAGGACGACCAGAGGCACCUGUUCGGACAGUCAUCGUCUCGCACCGCUGAUGGCAGACCUCCAUCAGCUUUCAGCCUCUAUGCUCGUCAUUUUGAAGAACCAGACUCCAGGCCUGGCUCAGGGAAACGGCUUUCCCCCCUGGAACAUAAGCCCAAACUGCCCGUGGCUCCAGACGACGACCCGGACGCCCCGCCAAGCCUCCCAAGGCCUCCCCCGGACCCCCUGCAGCACAGGAGGGGCAGUGGCUCCCGGCCCCGCCCGCUGAAAUCUGCCCCGCCGACGGGACGUCCCCCGGCCCGCCCGUCAGAGGACCACAUGAAGAGGCGGGCCUCGGACUGUGCCGAGCUGUGCCGCCCGGCUCCGUGUGGCGACGGGAACGCCCCGCUGAAGGGGAGGAGCCUAACACGGGCCCAAUCGCAGGGGGACUGCGAGACCUCUGGACCGCUCAGGCUCGUGGGGGAGAGGUUAUCCAGUAGAACAUCAUGCCCUGCCACUGCUGAGUCUCCUGCAAAAUCAUCAGUUCCAGCACAAGGAGCAACAGAUUUGGGCGGAGGAGAAGUGAAAGACCCGUUGGAGGAGAGUGUGUUCUGGGAGACGCAAAUAGCCCCCCUCCUACAGCAACUCGAGUCUGACCCACAGGACGGCGCGGCGGGCGUGGAGCGGCUCUGCGGGGCCUGCCGGAGGCUGCACUGCAUGCUGGGACAGGCCGACCUCCUGGGGCGGAGGUGCGGGAGACGGGGCGUCCUGCUGAGGGCGCUGUUCCGGCUGAUCGACGUGGGCUCCGCCCGGCUCACCCUGGAGCUGGCCGAGCUCAUCCUGGCGCUCAGCGUCAGCGGGAACAAUCUGCUCAAUAUCUGCAAACUGGUCUUUAAGAUCAGCCGCAGCGAAAACAAUGACACGCUCUUCCAAAAUAACUCCAUCGUUGACUCCCUGGUCUGCGUGCUGCGCUCGGAGGACGUCCUGCCCGCGGCCGAGGCGGCCCUCUACUGCAUGGGAACGCUGAAGUUCCUGUCGGGAAACCGGGCUCUGCUCCGAGCGCUGGUCGCCGCGGGCUGCGUCCCUGCCCUGCUGCGAUUGGCCGGCGGGCUCACGCGCGACGCCCCGCCCGGCCACGCCCACUUCACCGUCUCCGGGCACAUCCUGGUGCAGCUCACCGCCACCCUCAGGAACUUGGUGGACCUUCCCGAGGCCCGCCCCCCGUUCCUGUCCAAUCAGGGCUUCCCGGCGCUGUGCGCCGUCCUGCGGCAUCACCACGGCGACAAGGACGUGUGCACCAACGCGGCCCGGAUACUCAGCAAGCUGUCCUCCUACAGUGAGUGCUGCACUGCCCUGGCCAGCUUCCCUGGGUGCUACGGUGUAUUUAUAGAGCUGCUGAGAAAACAUCAGAAAAAGCAGGACCUGGUGCUGCGCCUCGUCUUCACGCUGGGGAACCUGACGGCCAAGAACGCGGACGCUCGCGAGCGGUUAUGGGCGGAGCCGGGGGCCCUGGACACGCUGCUGGGGCUCUUCCUGUCGUACCGGGGCCCCGACGCCCCCCCGCAGGGCCCCGGGGACCCCCCCCGGCCCUCGGAGAGGGAGGACGUUCUCAUCAAGCUGAUCCGGGUCCUGGCCAACCUGUCCAUCCACCCGGCCGCGGGCACAGCCCUGGCGGCUGACGGGCAGUGCGUGGAGCUCCUACUGAGCGUGCUCGAGCUCAGGGCGGUGGAGGACUGUGAGGAGCUGGUGAUCAACGCCGCCGCCGCCGUCAACAACCUGUCCUUCUACCGAGAGGAGGGCUCGUCCGUCAGGGCCCGGGAGCUGGCCGUCGCUCAGCUGAUGCUGCAGCUCCUCCUGAGCCGCAGCAGGGCCGGGAUGCUGGAGGCCACACGCGUGUUUGGGAACCUCUCACAGUCCCGGACGGUGCGGGACUUCAUCCUCCAGCACAAAGUCCACCAGUUUCUGGUGACCCUCCUGGACUCGAAGAGCCCGGACGUGUGUUUCUCCGCGUGCGGCGUGCUGGUGAACCUCACCGCAGACCGAGACAAGAGGGCGCCGCUGCGGGAGGAGGGUCUGAUCCAGAAGCUGCUGGAGUGCCUGCGGGACCUGGGUCCAGAGGACUGGCAGCUGGCCGGCCUGCUCUGCCAGACCCUGUGGAACAGCACUGAGGACGGAGCGGCCCUGUGCUACAACGAGCAGGAGACCGCCAGCCUGCUCCACCUCCUCACCCUGUACCUAGACGAAGACGUGAUUCACCAGUGGCACGCGGGCGAGGAUGUGCGAGAGGUGCAGCGAGCAUGCUGGGAGUUGGAGUUUUUACCCGUGGCCCAGAGGCUGAGGAGCAGAAUCCAGAGCCUGCAGGAGCCCCUCGGUGGCCCCUGUUAGCAGCCGACCCCCCCCCCACGGCUCUGCCUCCGCAAUGUUAUCUACGCCCUCCCCCUAAUCAUGCACUUUAGUGCUCGUGUGAUGCCCUGCACAAUACUCACGCUCGGCUUCAGUCUACGUGAGAUCAUAUCCAGCAAAACAACGACUGU